Molecule: messenger RNA, 627 nt
Organism: Arachis ipaensis
Lineage: Eukaryota; Viridiplantae; Streptophyta; Magnoliopsida; Fabales; Fabaceae
Source: RefSeq, a predicted model, not a curated record
AUGGUUUUAUCAAGUCUCCUCAUGAUCAUUCUCUGUUCAUCAAGCACACUAAGCUUGGCUAUUAUUAUUAUUUAUAUUGAUGAUCUUGUUUUAUCUGGAGAUAAUCUAUUUAAAAUUGAAGCUAUUAAAAGGGCUCUUGAUACUGAAUUUAGUAUUAAGGACUUAGGCCGGUUGAAAUACUUUCUUGGAAUGGAAGUUGUUCGUAGUUCCAAAGAAAUUGCUUUGUAUCAACGUAAGUAUACUCUUGAUUUGCUUGAAGAAAAUGGUAUGUUGGAAGCUAAACCUGCUUCAGUUCCUAUGCUGUAUAAUGGGAAACUUUCUAAGGAGAGUGGCACAAGAUUACCAGAUCCAUUACAAUAUAGAAGACUGCUCGGACGACUCCUAUAUCUCACCAAUACUCGUUCGGACAUUGCUUUUGCAGUUGGGAAGCUCAGCCAAUUUUUGGAUUGUGCAACUGAUGACCAUUACAAGGCAGCACUACAUGUUCUUCGAUACAUCAGGAAAUCUCCUUCUAAGGGUCUUUUCUUCUCUUCAAAUAAUGAUCUCAAAUUGACUGGUUAUGUUGAUUCGGAUUGGGCAACUUGUUCCGAUACUCGUCGAUCAAUAACUGGGUAUUGUUUUUUCUGA